AUGAGCCCUCACGCCGCCUCCUCCUCUGGCGAAAAAACGCCAUCGGCAAACUCGGCUAUCGACGCCCAGCUGGCUCACAUUGUCAAGGCUAACCCUUUCGGCAUCUCCGCAGACCCCCAUGUGUUGAAGAACAGUGUGUACUCAAGCGCUGCCACGGUCAUCUCACAGACUGUUUACGCUUUGGCGGACUCGAUUUUUUCGUACGAGACUCCUGGUGCAGGCAACUUGGCCGAUGCUCACUUGCUGCUCUGGGCCACCACCUUCAAGAGGCUGAACGCCUUGGGUGCUGUGCCACUCUUUCACCGCUUGGAGCCCCGCCUGGGUGCGGCUAAUGCCAUCUUCGGAUUUGCAAGCCAGGCCUCCGGGUCCCAGGCACCAUUCACGGCUGUUUUGGGUGCCUCUGCCUUGUCCUACAUGCAGCCAGCGCUUGCCUCCUCCAAACCAGCCCCAUUAAGCUUGAACGUCAGCGCCAUUGAUUACGACACCACUGCUGGUGCUUUAGUCUCCAACUACGCUGGCCCGGUUGCUGUGGCACGCAAGUUAGGCCUCCCCGUGGUGUCCCCGGUUAGCUACGAGGCCACAGACUUGCAGUACUCCGUCGUGCUCAACCACUUCUUGGCCGCGUUGACUGGCGCGCCCUCUGUUCAUUUGUUCGACGGGCCUGAGUUUGCCCGUACCUUCCAGCACUUCGACUCCGUGUUGUCCGUGGCUGACAUCGGCCGUUUGUACGAGCAGUUGCUCGGCUCCGGCGCCGCCAAACCAGCCAAUGUGGACCAUGCCUUGGAAGUUGCAUUUGACACUUUCAACGCUGUUGCUGGCACGUCAAUCGCGCCCUUCGAGUACGAGGGUCACGCCGAGCCAGAGACUGUGUUUGUCGUGCACGGCGCCCAUGAGGCUACCCAGGUCUCGGCGCUCGUGGCCAAGGCUAAGACCUCUGCCACCACGCGUGUGGGUGUUGUUAAGGUGAGAGUUCCUUUUCCUUUUGCUCAGCACAAGUUCGCCGCUGCUAUCCCCGCGUCCACGCGUAAGGUUGUUGUGUUGCUGCCCGAACUGUCUGCUGCAUUGAAGGCCGAUGCCACUGCAGCAUUGUUCCUCACGGGCCGUUUUGCUGGCCUUCUUGUGGAUGAGUUCGCGUACCCUGCCACCUUUGUGUGGUCCCCUGUCAGCGUCUACAUGACCCUUGGUGCAUUUGUACCUGAGCUUGAGCACGCUGUUGUGUUGGGCUCUUCGACAAGUUCCAACGCCAUCAGUGCUGAGAACGUCACGGCUUUCACGUCGCCAGAGGGGUCUUAUAUGUUCUGGACAAGAGACAACAGCGAUCUCGCUGCCACUGCUGAUAAGUUGGCUCUCUCGCUCUCUUUGGACAGCUCAAAACGGGUCAGCAUCAGAAACAAGUUUGACACAUCAGUCAGUGGUGGAGUUUUCCAAUCUCUGAUUGUAUCUAGAGCCAAGGACUCUGUAGCCUCUUCUGUGGUUGAUGCUGCCGAUGUGGUCUUGAUUGAGAGCGCCUCUAUCUUGAAUCACUUUGAUGUCUUGGCAACCGCCAAGCCUGGUGCAACCGUGUUGUUGGUGAACGAGAAGAAAAUCACCAACUCUGUGGAGGCUGAUGUCGUUGAGAAGUUGCCUGCUACUUUCAGAAGUGCUUUGGCUACCAGUCACCUCAAAUUAGUAGUGGUAGACUUCUCCAUCGUGGAAGAGUUAGACGCUGUAAGCGACUCCACCAAAGGUUUUUCUGCUGAUUUCUUGGCCCAGGUUGGGUUUUGGAGAGCCUCUUUUCCGGAGUUGGGGUCAUUUGUUAUCAACAAAUUGUUGCAAGGAAACGGUAACGACUUUGAAUUAUUGGCUGCUGUCUUGGACAAAUUUGUUGCCACUGUUGACGAGAAGCUGGGCUUGAAGGCUGUGAAUGUCCUUCCAGAGUGGAUCGACUUGAAGAACGAAGCUGAAAAGGAAGAAGCUGAGAAGAAGGAGGAUGAAGAAGAGAAAGAGGAGAUUGAAGAGAUAAUGUUGCCAUUUUUCCCGACCGAAACCUCUUUCUUCCCAAACUCCAGAACUGAGCCACCUUCCACCGAGGAAUCAUUCCAUUUAGGAACUUCUGACGUUGCAACAAAAUUGGCCUUCCCAGAAGCAUACGGUGUGACUAGGGAGUUGAGACCAGACUUGCCUGUCAAAAACUUUGUGGUCAAGGUGCAAGAAAACAAGAGAUUGACACCCAAUGAAUACUCAAGAAACAUCUUUCACAUUGAAUUCGAUGUCACCGGCACCGGUUUGACUUACGACAUUGGUGAAGCGUUGGGUAUUCAUGGACGUAACAACAGCACUGAGGUUGAGAAAUUCUUGGAGUUUUACGGCGUGGAUGGUGAUACUUUGAUCGAGGUUUCCAACAAAGAUGACCCAACUUUGCUUGAAAUCCGCUCCGCCAGACAAGCUUUGGCCGACAACGUUGAUUUCUUGGGUAAGCCACCAAAGAGAUUCUACGAAUCGUUGGCCCCUUUUGCUGCGGACGAGAACGAAAAGGCUGCUUUGGAGAAGUUGGCCUCUUCUGCUGGAGCUGAAGAGUUAAAGAAGAGACAAGACGUUGACUUUGACUCGUACGUGGAUAUUUUGGACGAGUUCAAGUCCGCACGCCCUUCUUUCGAUGCCUUGGUUAAAAUCAUCGCGCCUUUGAAGAGAAGAGAGUACUCGAUUGCCUCAUCUCAAAAGAUGCACCCCAACGCUGUUCACUUGUUGAUUGUUGUUGUCGAUUGGGUUGAUUCUAGGGGCAGAACCAGAUACGGACACUGCUCGAAGUACUUGUCUGACUUGAGCAUUGGAGACGAGCUUGUUGUAAGCGUCAAGCCAUCCGUGAUGAAGUUGCCUAAGCUUCCUGAGCAGCCAAUUGUAAUGUCCGGCUUGGGUACUGGAUUGGCUCCCUUCAAGGCGUUCAUUGAGGAGAAGAUCUGGCAACAGGCCCAAGGUCAGACUAUCGGAGAGAUCUACUUGUACAUGGGUUCAAGACACAAGAAGGAGGAAUAUCUUUACGGUGAAUUGUGGGAGGCGUACAAGGCGGCCGGUAUCUUGACGCACAUUGGAGCAGCCUUCUCUCGUGACCAGCCCGAGAAGAUCUACAUUCAGGACAAGAUCCGCGGCUCCAUUGAGGAGUUGACGGACGCCAUUGUUACCAAGAACGGCUCGUUCUACUUGUGUGGGCCUACGUGGCCUGUCCCCGACAUCACCGCGUGUUUGGAGGACAUUGUGCAGAAUGGAGCCAAGAGACAAGGCACGGAGAUUUCGGACGUCGCCAAGGUUGUGGAGGACAUGAAGGAGGACGGCAGGUACAUCUUGGAGGUCUAUUAG
Molecule: messenger RNA, 3333 nt
Organism: Metschnikowia bicuspidata var. bicuspidata NRRL YB-4993
Lineage: Eukaryota; Fungi; Ascomycota; Pichiomycetes; Serinales; Metschnikowiaceae
Gene: MET10
Product: sulfite reductase subunit alpha
Exons: 1
Coding region: 1-3333 (1110 amino acids)
Cellular component (GO): cytosol
Molecular function (GO): FMN binding; sulfite reductase (NADPH) activity; flavin adenine dinucleotide binding
Source: RefSeq, a predicted model, not a curated record